Molecule: messenger RNA, 1449 nt
Organism: Closterium sp. Yama58-4
Lineage: Eukaryota; Viridiplantae; Streptophyta; Zygnematophyceae; Desmidiales; Closteriaceae
Source: the annotation of a GenBank genome assembly
AUGCUCCUCCCUUCCCCCCUCCUACUCCUCUCCUCCCUUCCCUGCUGCUGCUCCUCUCCUCCCUUCCCUGAUGCUGCUCCUCUCCUCCCUUCCCUGCUGCUGAUCCUCUCCUCCCUUCCCUGCUGCUGCUCCUCUCCUCUCUUCCCUACUGCUGCACCUCUCCUCCCUUCCCUGCUGCUACUCCUCUCCGCCCUUCCCUGCUGCUGCUCCUCUCCUCCCUUCCCUGCUGCUGCUCCUCUCCUCCCUUCCCUGCUGCUGCUCCUCUCCUCCCUUCCCUGCUGCUGCUCCUCUCCUCCCUUCCCUACUGCUGCUCCUCUCCUCCCUUCCCUGCUGCUACUCCUCUCCUUCCUUCCCCCCUCCUACUCCUCACCUCCCUUCCCUGCUGCUGUUCCUAUCCUCCCUUCCCUGCUGCUGUUCCUAUCCUCCCUUCCUUGCUGCUACUCCUCUCCUCCCUUCCCUGCUGCUAAUCCUCUCCUCCCUUCCCUUCUGCUACUCCUCUCCGCCCUUUUCUGCUGCUGCUACUCCUCUCCUCCCUUCGCUGCUGCUACUCCUCUCCUCCCUUCCCUGCUCCUACUCCUCUACGCCCUUCCCUGCUCCUACUCCUCUUCGCCCUUCCCUGCUCCUACUCCGGAGUGUGAGUUGUGUGAUGCGCAUGGAGAAGGCAUGGGAUGCGCGGAUGAGCAGGGAAGAAUUGAUAGAGAGAUGGCGGACAUCAUCGUUACUGAUCAGGCCAAUGCUAGUGCGCUCCUCAGUAGCGCUGGAGCUCUACAACUCUCAGGCGACGCGAGAACCGACGCGGAACAGAAGCUGCACGACAAGAUGACGCCUCAUGAUACCUCGCAGCUAGUUGUGAGGUAUCGUCGGAAGAACACGCUUCCAGCACGCGAUGCCCAGGUGGAAUUGGAGGGGGCAUCUUCAUCGGAUAGUGAGCAAUCUGAGGAGGAGGCAUACGAUGGCAAGGUUGGUCGCGGCGGUUCACGCGGGCGGAGGCACGGUCGUAAGCUGAAGCCGUUGGACCAGUGUAAACCUGCUACAGGGAGGAAAGAUGCUGGUCCGUCGAAUCGUCGGGAGACCGUUCGGAUGAAACGGGCAGCAACCAACGAUCCGUAUGCUGCCCUUGUUUCUACCUCAGGAUUGGGAAAGAGGGCUUCUCGAUUUCAAGAUCGGAGCGUGCGUGAGAACGCGGGCCAGCAGCAUGACAACACGCUCAAUCCAGCCGGUGGUGGUGACGAUCCGGCCUGUGGUGGGGGGCUGGGGGCGAAUGAGGGUGAGGCGGGUGGUGUUGGAGAUUGGUUCAAUGAUGAAAGGAAAGUUGGACGCUCUGACCCAGCAACUCCUCUCCCGUUUGCAUCGGCAGGUGGCAAUUCCCAGCUCAACGCUAGCGGAGUGCCCAUCAUUCCCUCAAGCACCACUCCUAAUGAUUCCAUGCAGCAACUCUUCCAGGCUUAG